ACUAUACAGCAGACAGUCUCUUGAUACCUUCACUGGCAUUGCUCUGCACAAUACUGACUCAGAAUAAUGAAGUUCAGCGCAUCUGCCUUCAUGCUUCUGAUCUGCACAGCUGCACUGCUGUCCACAACAGAGGGUAGACCUAAACCCAUUAAUCUACGCUGUGAGUGCAUUAAAACAUAUGCAGAGCCAGCAAUCCCUACUGAAAAAAUACAGUCAUUGAGGGUGAUUCCUGCUGGACCACAAUGCAAAAAUGAGGAGAUCAUUGCCACAAUGAAGAAAGGAAAGAUGUGUCUCAGUCCUGCAAAAGACUGGGUGAUUUCUCUCAAAGAAAAAAUCAACAAGAAGGUCAAGAGCCAACAGUGAAUGAAUAUCACCGUUCAAAGAGCGACUGAAGAAACUGGUUCAACUAUUGCUACUGUAAUAUAGAUUUUUUUAUUUUGUCAUCUCAGGGUGAAAAAUGAAGUAUUGAAUGUGAAAAUGUGUUUUCACUACUACCUGUUUUAUUAAAGAUGAACUUUACUGUAACCUUGCCUGACCUUCAUUAUAUGUUAUUAAAUUAUAUUUAUUUUUAUUG
Messenger RNA from Sinocyclocheilus grahami, 574 nucleotides. Its product is annotated as interleukin-8-like. Gene Ontology annotation, cellular component: extracellular region. Gene Ontology annotation, molecular function: chemokine activity. Gene Ontology annotation, biological process: immune response. Bases 67 to 363 code for a protein of 98 amino acids. The record is from RefSeq and is a predicted model, not a curated record. The transcript has 4 exons. NCBI's taxonomy places the organism in Eukaryota, Metazoa, Chordata, Actinopteri, Cypriniformes, Cyprinidae.